AUGGGAAAAAAAUCAAAAGUAAAAACUCCUGCACCUCAAGCAUCGUCCAAACCAAAAAAAAUCAAUCCAUUUGAUUUGAAGUACAAUAGAAAUAAACAAAAUGUACUUGGAGCUAAAAAAUCUAUUGCAGGGACUCCAGGACUUUCUAAGAAACGUGCAAUGGAUAUAAGAAAGCAAAAUCUUGGUGCAGAACUUAAUCGUUUUGGAAAAUCAAAUGUAAUUAGGGACAAACGUCUUGGUGAGAGAGACUUAACACUCACAGAAGAACAAAAGGCAGAAUUAAGAUUUAAAGUACAAAAAGAAAAAUUUUUCAAAAAAAAAGCUUCAAAAUAUAAUCUUGAAGAAGGCAUACAUGAAGAUUUGACUCACAAAGGGGCCAAGUUAACGAAUAUUCAGAAAUUUGAAAAAAUGGAUAUGAGUGAUGAAGAAGGAGAUCUUGAUCCUACUCUUCUUGCUGAUUCCAAUUUUGGUGGAAGUGCUUUUGAGAAUGUCAAUGAAAUUCCAUUAGGAGAGAGAGUCAAAACUAGACGAGAAAUUUUAAAUGAAGUUAUUGCAAAAAGUAAACAGUUGAAAUAUGAAAAACAAAAGGAAAAAGAAGCAUGGGCUGAUGAGACAAAAAAAUUAGAUAGUAUGUUGAAUGAUUUACGAAAUGCGGGUCAACUGAAGGGUCUUGUUAUGAGAAAGUCAACAGAUGAAGAACAACCAAAACAAAGUAUUGAAGAUUCAGAAUACGAUUAUUUGUUUAAAUCUCUUAAACUUGAUUGUGGUAAGAUGGCUGUUGCAGAGAAAGGAAUAAAGUUAAAUCCCGAAAGAAAGAGGAAAGUAAGUGUUGUGGUUGAAGAUGAUGAGGAUUUGAAGAAGAAAAAGGACGAUGAAUUUGAAUUGAGAUUUGAUGAGCAUGGAAAAGUUGUAAAUCUUCCAAAAGAUGAAAAAUAUUCAAUUACAAAAAUACGUACUGGUUCAGAUACCGAAAGUGAAGAUAGUGACGACUGCGAUGACGAUGACAUUGAUGAUAUUUUAAAUUCAGAGAAUGAAGAUAACGACGAUACUGAGAUUAACGAUGAUCAACUUGAUGAAGAGGAAAAUAUUACAGAUGAAGAAGAAAUCGAAGAUGAAGAAAAUACAUCAAGUGAAGUAGAUGAAUCAGAUGAAGAAGAAACCAUUAAUGAUAAAGAUAUUGUCAGUUCUUACGAAGAAUUAGUGAAUGAACUUGAAAAAGUUUCUUCUACCAAAACAGUAUUAGAAUAUAUUGAAGAACUUUGUGAAACAUAUCAUCCAUCCAAAAAACAAGGGAACAAAGAAAAACUUGGAAAAUUAUUUGUUUUUCUUCUUAGACAUUUUGACAAAACAUUCAAAGAAAUAGAAGAUGAAUCUACUAUUAACUCUCUUUCUAUUCACAUUCGUGCCUUAUAUAAAUUGGUUAAAUUUGAUCCUGACUUUGCUUUACAUUGUGUUAGAUCUCUUCUAAAACAGAAAUUCAAAACACGUCAUCAAAAAGAUUUGACUGGUCCAAUUACUUUUGAUAUAAUUGCUUUCUACAAAUUAAUUCCAUGUAUAUUUAGGACAGAUUCAUAUUUACAUCUAAUUUCAACACCAGCAACUUUGGUAUUUAUGGAUAUUUUAAAUACAUGUCAUAUAAAGAAUUCAAUUGAUGCUGCUAAAACAUCAUUCUUUAUCACUCUUUAUGUAACGUCAUUUGAAAGGAACGACUUUUUCUGUCCCGAAAUUAUUGCUCAUUUAAAAGGUCUCCUUAUGAUGUGUGUUCAAAACAAGGAAAAUGAAACAUUUCCAACACUUCAAUUCCCUUUAAUUUAUCCAUACAGAACAGCAUUAUAUAUAUCUAAGUCAUAUAAAGAUGCUAAUAUUAAACCUUUAAGUAUAAGUAAGUUAUUUGGAAACAUUUAUAAUGAAGAUGAUGUUGGAGUAACUUUAUCUACAAUAACAGCUAUCAUUAAAAAUCUUCAAUUUUUUACUACUGCUUACACAAAAUAUUCCUGUUCAUUUGUUGCUACAUUUGAACCUUUCUUAAAAUUAUUGAAAAAAAUGCCUCUUGAAAAUUAUCCUGAAUCUUUAGAAAAACUUUGUAGAGAUACUAUACAAUUAAUAGAAAAUGAAAUUAUAAAAAAUUCUUCUGUUAAGAGAUUAAGCAAACCACAAACAGAAAUAAAAAUGCUUAAGAUGUUAGAGCCUGAUUUUGAUGAAGAUUUCAACCCUGAGCGUAAGAAGAUUAAGAAGGAUGCCGCUAGUCAAAAUAAACAACUUAAGCAAAAGCUCCGUAAAGAGACUAAGGGUGCUAUAAAGGAACUUAGGAAGGAUGCUCAAUUUAUUGCACAAAAAAGACGUGCCGAUCUUGAUGCUAUCAAUCAAGAAAGAAUUCAAAAGACUGCUACAAUCAUUCGCCAACUUCAAGGACAGGAGUCAGAAGGCAGGCAGCGUUUCUACAAUAAAUAA
Strongyloides ratti is the source of this 2451-nucleotide messenger RNA. Its product is annotated as Nucleolar protein 14. The record is from RefSeq and is a predicted model, not a curated record. Gene Ontology annotation, biological process: maturation of SSU-rRNA. Gene Ontology annotation, cellular component: small-subunit processome; Noc4p-Nop14p complex; nucleolus. The coding region runs from base 1 to 2451 and encodes 816 amino acids. NCBI's taxonomy places the organism in Eukaryota, Metazoa, Nematoda, Chromadorea, Rhabditida, Strongyloididae. The transcript is spliced from 2 exons.